AUGGUCUCUCGUGGAGGUUGGCAACCGGUAUUUCAUCGACGAGGAAUGAUAAAGGCUACAAGGGACUCAAAGGGAGGGAAACUAUUUACAGUAUUUGUGGAUAACAUCCCUGAAUCAAUGAAUCCGAAAAGCCUGUUUCAGUUGUUUGCAAAGUUUGGCAUUGUUAAGGAUGUGUUUAUCCCAAAGAAAAGGAGAAAGAUCACUGGUUCGAGGUUUGGCUUCGUAAGGUACGAUUGUUCGGUUGCAGCUGAGAUGGCAGUUCAAAGAGCGGAUGGGCUGUGGUGUGAUGAUAAAGCUCUGAGGGUUAAAGGGGCUGAGUUCAAAAGGGAAGACCUUGACAAAACCAAACAGUCUGGGGGACUUAAUCAGAGGGCUCAAAAUAUGGUCAGGAACAGGCACUGGGUUGAUCACAGAGGAGGAAAGCAGAUUAAGCAGGACCUAGGAGGGCCAAAAUCAUAUGCGGAGGCAGUUGGAAAAGGUGUGGCACAGGGUAGAGAGGAAGUGGUGGUUCAAGCUUCAGAAGAGGGUAAUGGGUGGCUGUAUGAAAGCCUGAUAAUCAAGCUGCAUACCUUCUUUUCCCUUUCAGCUUUCAAGGAGGAAUGUCAGAAGAGGGGUCUUCAGGAGGUAUUAGUUAGAGCCGGUGAAGGUAGACUUGUAAUCCUAACGUUCCCAUCAGUUAUGGUGAUGAAAAGACAGAAGGAGGAACUUAAGGAAUGGAUUUUUGACUGGUGUAGCACAAUGGAGGAGUGGGAUCCGAGAUGUUGUGUCCUCCAAGAACGGUGUGUUUGGAUUAACUGCUUUGGAGUUCCUUUCAAUUUAUGGAGUGUGACUACAUUCAAAAGUAUAGGGGCUGUCUGGGGAGAAGUAGUGCAGGUGCAUGAGGAUACUAUCAAGCAUGUCUCUUUUUGCUGUGGGAAAAUACGAGUCAUCACAAAGUCCAUGGAGCUUAUCAAUAGGACUGUUCGAUUGAGUUGCAAGGGAGUCUUGUACCCAGUAAGGGUUUGUGAAUGUCCUGAGUUUGUGGAGAUGUCAGCGAGCAGUAAGAGCUUCUCUGUUAAUGGGUGGAAGAUGUCCAUCGGUCUUCAGGGUGAGGAGAAGAUGGAUAGAUAUUCAAAUGUUGGAGGGGAUCAGAGAGGCAGCAUAGUGAAGACAAGAGGGAUUGAGGUGGCUUGCAGUGAUGUGGUGGACUAA
Camellia sinensis is the source of this 1191-nucleotide messenger RNA. Lineage: Eukaryota; Viridiplantae; Streptophyta; Magnoliopsida; Ericales; Theaceae. The record is from RefSeq and is a predicted model, not a curated record.